GGCCCAGGGAGGGGAGGGGACCUCUUCCCAGAGGCAAAAGACAGCGUCCAUAGUUUCAGUUCCAAGCAACUGGUGGCAACAGGUUAGCAUUUAAGAUGGCAGGGACAGCACGCCAUGACCGGGAGAUGGCCAUGCAGGCCAAGAAAAAGCUCACCACGGCCACCGACCCCAUCGAAAGACUCCGGCUGCAGUGCCUGGCCAGGGGCUCUGCGGGCAUCAAAGGACUUGGCAGAGUGUUCCGAAUCAUGGAUGACAAUAACAACCGAAGUCUCGAUUUCAAAGAAUUCGUGAAAGGGCUAAACGAUUAUGCCGUGGUCAUGGAGAAGGAAGAGGCAGAAGAGCUUUUCCGGAGGUUUGAUAAGGAUGGAAACGGGACCAUUGACUUCAAUGAGUUUCUUCUCACCUUAAGGCCUCCAAUGUCCAGAGCCAGAAAAGAGGUAAUUAUGCAAGCUUUUAGAAAGCUAGACAAGACCGGAGACGGUGUCAUAACAAUUGAAGACCUCCGUGGGGUAUACAACGCCAAACACCACCCCAAGUACCAGAACGGAGAAUGGACCGAGGAGCAAGUAUUCAGGAAGUUUCUGGAUAACUUUGACUCGCCCUACGACAAAGACGGACUGGUCUCAGAAGACGACUUUCUGAACUAUUACGCUGGUGUUAGUGCCUCUAUCGACACGGAUGCCUAUUUCGUUUUAAUGAUGACAACAUCCUGGAGAUUAUGACCUCUGUCUGUUAAUUAAUUCUCCUGGAAAUCGGGGACUCUUGGAGCGUGGGCUGAGUUCGAAAGAAGUCCAAGGCUAUAGAUUUUAAUAAGGUAUAAGCUAAAGUUUCUGAAAGACCUGGGAUUGUCAAGGCGAUGGAACUUCACUCGUCUUACUUAACUACCGGGAAUGUGUUCAUUUCCUGAAAUGCCUGAAGAUAUAUGUUUAAAUCAUAAAGAAAUACAAAAGAAGGAAGGAAGGGAGGGAGGGAGAGGACCAUGAAGUGAGGCUGGGAGGUAGUUCUCAGGUGAAACAACAGACUUCUCAUUAGAGCCUUCCUCUUACCAGGUGCAAACACAGCUGCUUCCCUGCACCUCCCCUUUACUUGCUGCCCUGGGGGCCUGUAGCAGGAGGUGCUCAUAAAAAUACUGGAGGGACGUUUGACUGUAAAAUGUCCUGAGCUUACUUAUUUUAAUGUUUCUCUUAGUGAAUACUUCAUAAAUAAAAUUGAUUUUAUUCUAAAAUGUAAUGACUUUGGGGCUUCUUUUGUAUUAUAAUUCAGGGACUUGUAAACUCCGUCAAUCCCCAGGCUCGCAUGAAGAGCGGACAGAGGGCAGCUGGAGAGGAAAGGAGGGUGAGGGAGCCCGGUGGGGGGGGCCCGCUGGAC
Messenger RNA from Phyllostomus discolor (pale spear-nosed bat), 1368 nucleotides. It is a transcript of the gene CAPSL, whose product is annotated as calcyphosine like. The transcript is spliced from 5 exons. The record is from RefSeq and is a predicted model, not a curated record. NCBI's taxonomy places the organism in Eukaryota, Metazoa, Chordata, Mammalia, Chiroptera, Phyllostomidae. Gene Ontology annotation, molecular function: calcium ion binding. The coding region runs from base 96 to 722 and encodes 208 amino acids.